Molecule: messenger RNA, 1275 nt
Organism: Populus trichocarpa (black cottonwood)
Lineage: Eukaryota; Viridiplantae; Streptophyta; Magnoliopsida; Malpighiales; Salicaceae
Product: malate dehydrogenase, mitochondrial
Exons: 5
Coding region: 550-1275 (241 amino acids)
Biological process (GO): malate metabolic process; tricarboxylic acid cycle
Cellular component (GO): cytoplasm; mitochondrion
Molecular function (GO): L-malate dehydrogenase (NAD+) activity
Source: RefSeq, a predicted model, not a curated record
AAAGAAGAUUAUAAUAUUUGGUGAUGAAACAGUGUUGCCGUUUAUGGGGAGGAGGUUAUUGUAGUGCCAAUUCAUCCCACGAUGGUGCUCCAUCCUGUAGUGAUUGUAUUUUUCACUUUGGAUUUAAUGGACUUUCAGACAAUUCGUGUGCAGCUUGUUAAGACCUUGGACCAUGAUGCUUGGUAUUUGAAUUGAGUUCGCCACCCUAUUCCGCUAUUCUUUUUAGUUUCUUGGCCAUUUUCUUAUUACCCAUCCGGAAGCAGACUCCAAAGAUUUGGUAACUUGUUUUUAUUUAAACAAAAUUUGGAAAAUUGGUUGCACCCGUGGAGAUAAUAUCAAAAGCUGGCACGAACUUUAUUCGCGGGCGUGAGGGGAAAUGCUUGCAUUAGCUGACGUGCUCAAGCUCAUGCUCUAAAGCAUACAGAGUGGCAGCGACCUCUCCAACCAAAACCACAAAAUUAAAAACUUUUGCUUUUAGAGAUUCCUCACUGUGAACUAGUCUUCUCUUCUACCACUCUCUUCCUGUUCCAUUCCUUCUCUUUUUGCAAAAUGAAGGCUGCAGUGUUAAGAUCUUCUCGGGCAGCGUUAAGGCCAUGCACAUCCAGGCACCUUGUUGGCCGAUCAUACUCAUCAACAGAGUCUAGGCCAGAACGCAAAGUGGCAAUACUUGGUGCAGCAGGUGGCAUAGGGCAGCCGUUGGCUUUGCUUUUGAAGUUAAACCCACUAAUCUCAUCUCUCUCCCUCUAUGACAUAGCCAACACUCCUGGAGUUGCUGCUGAUGUUAGCCACAUCAAUUCUCGUGCUCAGGUUGCGGGGUAUGCUGGGGAAGAACAGCUAGUGGAAGCAUUGGACGGAUCAGAUGUUGUGAUUAUUCCAGCAGGAGUUCCAAGAAAACCCGGAAUGACUCGUGAUGAUCUCUUCAAAAUCAAUGCAGGAAUUGUCAAAUCUUUAUGCACAGCCAUCGCAAAAUACUGCCCUAAUGCUCUGGUUAAUAUGAUAAGCAAUCCAGUGAAUUCUACUGUCCCGAUAGCUGCUGAAGUUUUCAAGAACGCAGGGACAUUUGACGAGAGGAAGCUGUUUGGUGUGACAACGCUUGAUGUAGUCAGAGCUAAAACUUUCUAUGCUGGGAAGGUUAAAGUUCCCGUGGCUGAGGUUAAUGUGCCAGUAGUUGGCGGGCAUGCUGGCAUAACCAUCCUCCCUAUUUUCUGUCACGACCCGAAUCCCGGGUCCAUGACCGGCAAUGCAAGAGCGAACAAACCAGGGACCGAACUGUAA